AUGAGAAACAUUGACCAGACAGAUUUGGAGGUCAGGCUCGAGCGAGCCGUAUCGGAGUCGACCGACAGCUCCUCGAGACCCGUUUUGGGGGUUUCGAUUUCGCUUGAACCCGAACCACUAACAACAGAUGACACAUUUGACCUCUGGGUUCAUAUCACGUCCAAAAAUAUCGGAGAUUGCGCACUGCCUGAGGUUGGUUUCAUUCGCCACUCGGAUCCUUACAAGCCGGCACACUCAGAUUCUCAAUACCUGCGGAAAUGUAUCAACAAGAUCGACGGCUUUAUCAAGGUGGAAGGCAAAUUGGACACCGAACCCAGUAAUAAGCGCCUGGAUAGACGUUUAUAUGUCUUCAAGAAUGUCAGCAUCAAACAGGAAGGAAAAUUUGAUGUCGUAGUCCUUGGCCAGGCAUACCAGGCUAGGACACGCAAGGGCCACGUUACUAUUGAGAGGCCCACGGCCUCGUUAAGCGAGCCCCGUCAAAUGCUCAGAAUGAACCUCGGUGGUUUUCUGCCAAUUACUGAAUCGACGACAUGGCGGGAUCCCCAAAGUAGCGGUACUACUCAAAACCAGAAAAUUGACGACUGGAGGCACAACAUUGACCCUACAACAGCUGACGCCGUGAAACGGAUACCGGCCAGAGGCAAAUUGCAAUGA
Microdochium trichocladiopsis is the source of this 654-nucleotide messenger RNA. RefSeq lists its product as uncharacterized. Bases 1 to 654 code for a protein of 217 amino acids. Lineage: Eukaryota; Fungi; Ascomycota; Sordariomycetes; Xylariales; Microdochiaceae. The transcript has 2 exons. The record is from RefSeq and is a predicted model, not a curated record.